This is a messenger RNA of Raphanus sativus (radish), 931 nucleotides long. Its product is annotated as putative BTB/POZ domain-containing protein At2g40450. Gene Ontology annotation, molecular function: protein binding. Bases 197 to 829 code for a protein of 210 amino acids. The record is from RefSeq and is a predicted model, not a curated record. The transcript is spliced from 2 exons. Lineage: Eukaryota; Viridiplantae; Streptophyta; Magnoliopsida; Brassicales; Brassicaceae.
UUUCUCUGUUUACAUCUUAUGACUUCUGUGUGUUACUGUUCAUAACUGAGAACAGAGGAUAUAUUUUCACUUUUAAAAGUUGAAACUCUUUUAAUUUAUGUGUGUCCUCUGCAUUUCUUUGUAAGUGUAAAUGAGUGCUACUGCCUACUGAUGAAUUUGUGUCUCUCCAAAUCACAAUCAGGUUUUGGUGUUUGCAAUGGCAACAGAGAGAAACAGAGAGAUCUUCUUGGGUGGAUUAAAGAAACUCUUGAAAGAAAAAUGGCAAGCAGAUGUACUCCUCAAGGCAGGAAACAGUGCUGAGGGUGCAACUAUCUCCGCCCACAAACUUGUUCUGGCAUCAAGGUCAGUGGUGUUGAGGAAGAUUAUGGAAUCAGACGAGUUCAAGGCUUCAUCUAAGCUAGAGACUGUCACUUUCUCCGAGAUGAAAUACGAGGAACUUGAGGCUUUUGUUGAGUUUAUGUAUUGCUCCAUUUCUCCUGAAAGUCUCAAGAAACAUGUUAGUUCACUCUAUCUUGCAGCCGACAAGUAUGAGAUUCCGUAUCUGCGUGACGUAUGUAGAAGCCUUUUUAUAUCAUCUCUUAACCCGGCCAACGCUCUUAACAUCAUUGAGCUUGCUCAAAGACCUUUCGACAAAGCUCUUAAUGAUGUGGCCUUCACUACUAUCAAGGACAAUAUAAGCACCAUUGCUAGCUCUGCCGAGUUCAAGUUGUUUGUUGUCAACAAUCCAUAUCUUUCUGUGGAGAUUAUGAAGGCUUCUCUUAUUCAUCCUCAUAUUAAUAAUAAAUGUCGCUAUUGUGGCCACGUUUCGGAGUGGAAGCAGCUAAAGUAAUAAUAUCAUUAUCAAGAUUUUAAUAGCCUGAUGAUGAUCCUUCUAAUUUGGUUCUCGUCUUCCCUUGGCGGCAUUCGAGUCUGGUAUUUUUCACUCUUUUAA